Phascolarctos cinereus (koala) is the source of this 1366-nucleotide messenger RNA. NCBI's taxonomy places the organism in Eukaryota, Metazoa, Chordata, Mammalia, Diprotodontia, Phascolarctidae. The record is from RefSeq and is a predicted model, not a curated record.
CCGGCUUAGGCGGCGCGCCGCGAAGAUGGCGGCUGGGCUUCGGAAGCGGGGCCCGGCCGGGACUGGGGCUGGCUCCGGCGCGCGCUGGGGGCUGGGCCUGGGGCCGGCGCCGUUGAAGCGGGCGUGGCAGGAGCGGCGGCUGCUGCUGCUGGAGCCACGCUACACGCCUCUCGUGGCCGCCUGCCUCUGCUUGGCGGAGGUGGGCAUCAACCACUGGGUCAUACGCAGGGUGGCCUACACAGAAAUUGACUGGAAAGCCUACAUGUCUGAGGUGGAAGGAGUCAUCAAUGGCACCUAUGACUAUACUCAGCUCAGAGGCGACACCGGGCCCCUCGUCUACCCCGCAGGCUUUGUCUACAUCUUCAUGGGGCUGUACUAUGUCACGAGCCGAGGCACCAACAUCCGUCUGGCCCAGCACAUCUUCCUGGGCCUCUACCUCGCUACGCUGCUGCUGGUCUUCCGGAUCUACAGCCAGACGAGGAGGGUUCCUCCGUUUGUUUUCCUCUUCAUGUGCUGCGCCUCGUACCGGGUCCACUCCAUCUUCGUGCUGCGGCUCUUCAAUGACCCAGUGGCCAUGGCGCUGCUCUUCCUCAGUAUUAACCUCCUGCUGUCCCAGCGCUGGGGCUGGGCAUGUGGCUGUUUCAGCCUGGCUGUGUCGGUGAAGAUGAAUGUGCUGCUCUUUGCCCCAGGACUACUCUUUCUCCUUCUUUCUCAGUUUGGCCUCCGUGGGGCCCUUCCCAAGUUGGGCAUCUGUGCCCUGUUGCAGGUUGUCCUGGGCCUGCCGUUCCUCCUGGAGAACCCAGCUGGCUACUUGUCCCGUUCUUUUGACCUGGGCCGGCAAUUCCUGUUCCGCUGGACAGUGAACUGGAGAUUCCUACCCGAAGCGCUCUUCCUGAAUCGGGCCUUCCAUCUGGCACUGCUGGCCGCUCACCUGAGUCUGCUCGCGCUCUUUGCCUUCUGCAGGUGGCCCAGGUCAGGAGGAAGCCUCCUGUCCCUCCUGAAGGACCCCUCGAAGAGGAAACCCCCUGCCCGGCCCCUCACCGCCAAUCAGAUUGUCUCGGUGCUCUUCACAUCCAACUUCAUCGGCGUCUGCUUCAGCCGCUCGCUCCACUACCAGUUCUAUGUCUGGUACUUCCACACGCUGCCCUACCUCCUGUGGGCGACGCCCUCCCGCUGGCUCACGCACCUGCUCAGGUUACUGGUGCUCGGCCUCAUUGAACUGUCCUGGAACACCUACCCCUCCACGCCCUGCAGCUCCAUGGCCUUGCACCUGUGCCAUGCUGUCAUUUUGCUGCAGCUGUGGCUGGGCUCCAAGGCCCUCCCCGAGACCUCCCAUCCCCUUCAGCCCAGCAAGAAGGCCCCGUGA